AUGUCCCAAUUGGACGCGAACAAAAACAGACAGCAAAUAUUGGACACUUGGAAGGAUGUGGUGGAUGACAAGACGCCGACCAACUGGGCCGUCUAUGGCUACGAGGGUCCAACUAACGUACUAAAGUUUAUUAGCCAAGGAGAAGGGGGAAUCGAAGAAAUGAAAGAAGACUUGAAUAGCUCUAAAAUAAUGUAUGCAUUCUGUCGAGUGUUGGACCCAAAGACUAGCCUUUAUAAAUGUGUCUUAAUAAAUUGGCAAGGAGAAGGAGCGCCUAUUGUCAGAAAAGGAACUUGUGCUAAUCACAUUCGUGAUGUAUCUAACAUUUUAAAGGGGGCACAUGUUACCAUAAACGCACGUAAUGAUGAUGAGGUGGACACAGAUAUAAUACUAUCUAAAGUUUCUAAAUCAUCGGGGUCGGUUUACUCGUUUAAAGAGAGACUCGAUCAAUCGCAGCCACAAGAGAAAAUUGGUACUUCCUACAAAAGAAUUCAACCUAAUUUAGAAAUAAAUUCAUCGGAAAGGGAUAAGUUUUGGGCAGCUGAAGAAGAAAAAGAAAAAUUAAGACAAGAAGGAGAACGAAAGAAAAAAGAACUAGAGCAGAAAAAAAUAGAGGAUGAAAGACUAUUGCGAGAAGAUGCUGAUAGAAUAAGAAGAGAUUCAAUAAUAAACGAAGAAAUUCCGAAAACUGAACCAAAACCAACUGUUGUUGCUGAAGCAGAACCAGAAAAACCAGAAGAUGUUAAAAUUGAACCAGCAAAACCUGAAUUAGUCGCUGAAGAAAUUGCAAUUGAAGAUCAAAAUGGACAAACUAACGUCGAGGAUGAUUUAGGAAUUAAAGCUGAAGCAUUGUACGACUAUCAAGCAGCCGAUGAUACAGAAAUUUCAUUUGAUCCCGGUGACAUAAUUUGUCACAUUGAUAAGAUCGAUCAAGGCUGGUGGCAGGGUUUGAGCCCCGAUGGAACAUUCGGUCUAUUUCCAGCCAAUUAUGUUCAACUGCUUCCUUAA
This is a messenger RNA of Macrosiphum euphorbiae (potato aphid), 1005 nucleotides long. The record is from the annotation of a GenBank genome assembly. NCBI's taxonomy places the organism in Eukaryota, Metazoa, Arthropoda, Insecta, Hemiptera, Aphididae.